AUGGGUAGCCUUUACCAGAAUGUGUUUAGAGGUUGGUGUUUUUCUUCUAACUCUUCUUACCACAGGGGAGGAAGAAUUGUAGUUGCCUGGAAUCCUAUGAGUUUUCAGGUUGAUAUUAUGUUCAUUUCUAGUCAGCUUAUGCAUUGUUACAUAACUGGACCUGCUGGUAGAAAAUUCUUUUGUACAUUCUUAUAUGCAUUUAAUGAUGCACAUGGAAGAAGGGAAGCUUGGGAGGAUUUAGAGAAGCUGGUGGGUUUGUGUAAGGGUCCUUGGAUUAUUCUAGGGGACUUUAACUGUGUGAUGAGUAAUGAAGAGAGAAUAGGUGCUAGGGUGAGACAACAGGAUAUGGAAGACUUAAGGAGAUGUAUGGCUCAGUGUGGGAUGCAGGACUUAACUAGCACUGGAAAUUUAUUCACCUGGAAUAAUAAACAAGAAGGUGAUUGUAGGGUGUACUCUAAGUUGGAUAGGGCUAUGGUGAAUGAUGAUUGGUAUAGGAUGUUUCCUACAUCAGCAGCACACUUUAUGCCUAAGGGUUUGUUUGAUCACUCGCCUAUUGUAGUCAAUGUUUACCCUGCUAGGGAAAACAAUAGAAGGCCUUUCAAAUACUUUACAAUGUGGAGCUUAGCUAGCAGCUUUUCCCAGCUUAUUCAAGAAGGGUGGAAUCAAGAUGUUCAAGGUACUCCUAUGUAUAAAGUUGUGAAGAAGAUAAAAGAGGUGAAGCUGAGACUGAAAAAGCUGAAUCAGGAGGGCUUUUCUGAUAUAGAAAGUCAAGAUAUCAAGGCUGCAAGGUACUUGCAGGAGUGCCAAGAGCAACUUAAGGAAAAUCCAGGUGAUAAGGCUCUUAGUGAGGCUGAAAGGAAGGCUAGUGUUGAGUACAGAAGUAAGCAUCAACAGUACAUGUCUUUUCUAGCUCAGAAGGCAAAGCUGGCUUGGUGUAAAGAUGGGGAUGAAAAUUCUUCUUUAUUUCAUAAUGCCAUUAAAGCUAGAAGGCUUCAAAAUACUGUUUAUGCAAUCAAUAACAGUAGGGGGGAAUGGCAGGAAGGGGUUUAG
Molecule: messenger RNA, 1050 nt
Organism: Beta vulgaris subsp. vulgaris (sugar beet)
Lineage: Eukaryota; Viridiplantae; Streptophyta; Magnoliopsida; Caryophyllales; Amaranthaceae
Exons: 1
Coding region: 1-1050 (349 amino acids)
Molecular function (GO): catalytic activity
Source: RefSeq, a predicted model, not a curated record